This is a messenger RNA of Ficedula albicollis (Collared flycatcher), 1260 nucleotides long. RefSeq names its product zona pellucida-like domain containing 1 (gene ZPLD1). NCBI's taxonomy places the organism in Eukaryota, Metazoa, Chordata, Aves, Passeriformes, Muscicapidae. The coding region runs from base 13 to 1260 and encodes 415 amino acids. Gene Ontology annotation, cellular component: cell surface. The transcript is spliced from 10 exons. The record is from RefSeq and is a predicted model, not a curated record.
CUAGGUUUUGCAAUGGAACAGGUAUGGUUGCUGCUCCUGCUGACGAUUAAAGUGCUUCCAGUGACUGCUCAGUUCAAUGGAUACAACUGUGAUGCUAACCUCCACAGCAGGUUUCCUGCUGAGCGAGAUAUCAAUGUUUUCUGUGGAGUACAGACAAUUACUAUGAAGAUAAAUUUUUGCACAGUUCUUUUUUCUGGUUAUUCCGAGACAGAUCUGGCACUGAAUGGGAAACAUGGGGAUGCCCACUGCAGGGGCUUCAUCAAUAACAACACCUUUCCAGCAGUGGUCAUUUUCAUCAUCAAUCUGAGUACCUUGGAAUCUUGUGGAAACACUUUAGUGGUAUCCUCAGCUCGAGGUAUCAAUGCUUAUGGAAAUACCUCAGUGGUACAGAUAGGUAAUGUUUCAGGCUACAUUGAUACACCAGACCCACCAACGAUUAUCAGCUAUUUGCCUGGGCUCCUGUACAAAUUUAGCUGUAGCUACCCACUGGAGUACUUGGUUAACAAUACCCAGCUCGCUUCGUCGUCAGCUGCUAUUUCUGUAAGAGAGAACAAUGGUACAUUUAUCAGCACUUUGAAUUUGUUGCUUUACAAUGAUUCAACCUACAGCCAGCAACUCCUUAUUCCAAGUACAGGUUUACCUUUGAAAACCAAAAUAUAUGCAGCUGUGAGAGCAACCAACCUUGAUGGCAGGUGGAAUGUUUUGAUGGACUACUGCUACACCACACCAUCUGGCAAUCCUAGUGAUGAUCUUCGAUAUGAUCUUUUUUUCAGCUGUGACAAGGAUCCGCAGACGACCAUAAUUGAAAACGGCAAGAGUCAAAUGGGCCGGUUUUCCUUUGAGGUGUUUCGCUUUGUGAAGCACAAGAACCAGAAGAUGUCCACGGUCUUCCUGCACUGUGUGACAAAGCUGUGCAGAGCAGAUGACUGCCCCUUCCUCGUGCCAAUCUGCAGUAACAGAGAAAGAAGAGACACUGGUGGAAGGACAACUUGGCGCCCUCAGAGCACAUCUGGCAAUGCUGUAAUCUCUGCUGGCCCCAUCAUUACAAGGAGUGAUGAGACGCCAACCAACAAUUCAGAGCUUGCUCACCCAAACGGACCUCCUUUCCAGAUGAACACAGUCACCAGCGCGCUGAUUUCAGGCAUUGUUGUCCUGGGAAUUUCCAGCAUUUUCUUUUUUGUAUGUUCUCUAACCCUUCUGCACAGAAACUGGCCCAACACUUCAGUCCUGAGCGGCAUCCGGAACCCAGUUUUCAACUGA